CCAACAUGGCGGACAGAGAAAGGCGACGACGUAGUCCUGUAAAAGCAACAAAACCAAAAUCUCAAUCAAGAUCGCGUUCCAGAUCACCCAUUCAACGCGUGCAAAUAAAAGCUGUCGAUAGAGAAAAGACGUGCCCGCUACUUUUGCGAGUUUUUUGGACCGACGGUAGACAUCAUAGACCUGAAGAAUUUUUUCGAACUGUACCAUCGAAUGAGCUGCAGAUUUACACAUGGAAAGAUGCGACUUUAAAAGAAUUGAUGACACUUAUAAAAGAAGUGAAUCCAGAUGCCAGAAAAAAAGGCACCGUCUUUGACUUUGCUACAGUAUUUCCAAAUCCCCGCCAACCGGGUUUUCUGUUGAAGGAGCUGGGGACAGUCACAUCCGGAAGAAAAACUCCAUCAGAUACAAUAACCUUGGAGUCGAAGAAAUUUCAAAUUGGUGACUACAUCGAUGUGGCAGUCCAAUAUCCAAGACCCAUCAGACGUUGACAUAUAUUUUCUACGAUUAAAGCAACGUAACUUGCUUCUUGACCCGUGUUCUUGUAUCUAGAAUAGUUCUUUCUUAACUUGUGCUUUGUAAUCUGUUUAUCUUUUGCUUGUUGCUGGGUCGAAAUGUAUGGAGCGAGCAAACUCGUUUUGAAUAACUUUGUUUUGCAAUGCAAUGGUUGGAAAAUAGAAUAUUUUAAUUUGCA
This is a messenger RNA of Xenia sp. Carnegie-2017, 691 nucleotides long. RefSeq names its product histone deacetylase complex subunit SAP18-like. Gene Ontology annotation, molecular function: transcription factor binding; transcription corepressor activity. Gene Ontology annotation, cellular component: nucleus. The coding region runs from base 6 to 488 and encodes 160 amino acids. The record is from RefSeq and is a predicted model, not a curated record. NCBI's taxonomy places the organism in Eukaryota, Metazoa, Cnidaria, Anthozoa, Malacalcyonacea, Xeniidae. Gene Ontology annotation, biological process: negative regulation of DNA-templated transcription. The transcript is spliced from 4 exons.